GCGGCGGCGCGAGGCGACGGGUCCCCGGCUCUCCCCGAAUUCGCUUUUUGUCCCUCCGCCGCGGGGAGCACCCAGCGAGGAACUCGUUUCUUUCCCGUGUUUCCCCGCCUCCCCGCCCCCCGCCCCCCGCCCCCCGCGAGUCCCGUAAAAGCAACAGAGGCGGCAGGGGUGGCGCGAGACGGCGUGGUGUCCCUCCGCCCGGCCGACGGCACUCCUUUUCGUGUCCUUCCACCGUUCCCGGGCGGCGUCCGGACGGCUCACCGGGGGCGGCGACGCGUCUGCGGCGCGGGAGGCGAGGCUCCGGGGCUAUGAGGUGAGGGUGCCCGGACAGCGGCGGCGGCGCGCGCGGCGCCAGGGCCCGGGACGCGGACCCCCGGCGAAGGCGGCCUUUGGGACGCCGCGGCCGCGCGAGAGGCGAGGAGAGAACGUUGGGAUUAUUCUCUGAGCUAUCUGAAGAGAGCGACUCAAUGCACCUGGGUCAGGCAGUCUGUGGGCAUGAAGUGGUUGGGAGAAUCCAAGAACAUGGUGGUGAAUGGCAGGCGGAGUGGAGGCAAGUUGUCUAAUGACCAUCAGCAGAGUCCAUCAAAAUUGCAGCACGCGGGGAAGGAGGCCACGAAGGCUGGCAAACACGCAGUUGAGAGGAGGUCAAGCAGAUGUAAUGGUAAUUCGGGAUUUGAAGGACAGAGUCGAUAUGUACCAUCUUCUGGAAUGUCUGCCAAGGAACUCUGUGAGAAUGAUGAUCUGGCGACCAGUUUGGUUCUUGAUCCCUAUUUAGGUUUUCAAACACACAAAAUGAAUACUAGCGCCUUUCCUUCGAGGAGCUCAAGGCAUUUUUCAAAAUCUGACAGUUUUCCUCACAACAACCCUGUGAGGAUUAUCGAAAACAACUGUCUCAUCCCCUUCCUGUCUGCACCCAGAACCAUUUCUUCCUUUGCCUCACUGUCAUUUCACGCCUAUAGCAGCCAACUGAGACAAUUUCGGCCUAUUAAGGGAAGGCAAGAAGAACUAAAGGAAGUCAUUGAACGUUUUAAGAAAGAUGAACACUUGGAGAAAGCCUUCAAAUGUUUGACUUCAGGCGAAUGGGCGCGGCAUUAUUUUCUCAACAAGAACAAAAUGCAGGAGAAAUUAUUCAAGGAACAUGUAUUUAUUUACUUGCGAAUGUUUGCAACUGACAGUGGAUUUGAAAUACUGCCUUGUAAUAGAUACUCAUCUGAACAAAAUGGAGCCAAAAUCGUUGCAACGAAAGAGUGGAAACGAAAUGACAAAAUAGAAUUACUGGUGGGUUGUAUUGCCGAACUUUCAGAAAUUGAGGAGAACAUGCUACUUAGACACGGAGAAAACGACUUCAGUGUCAUGUAUUCCACAAGGAAAAACUGUGCUCAGCUCUGGCUUGGCCCCGCCGCCUUUAUAAACCAUGAUUGCAGACCUAACUGCAAGUUUGUGUCGACUGGUCGAGAUACGGCGUGUGUGAAGGCCCUGAGAGACAUUGAACCUGGAGAAGAGAUUUCUUGUUAUUACGGAGACGGGUUUUUUGGAGAAAAUAAUGAGUUCUGCGAGUGUUACACUUGCGAAAGACGGGGAACCGGUGCUUUUAAAUCCAGAGUGGGACUGCCUGCACCUGCUCCUGUUAUCAAUAGCAAAUACGGACUCAGAGAGACAGAUAAACGCUUAAAUAGGCUUAAAAAGUUAGGUGACAGCAGCAAAAACUCAGACAGUCAAUCUGUCAGCUCUAACACUGAUGCAGAUCCCACUCAGGAAAAAAACAAUGCAACUCCUAACCGAAAAUCUUCAGUUGGUGUGAAAAAGAACAGCAAGAGCAGAACACUGACGAGGCAAUCUAUGUCAAGACUUCCAGCUUCUUCCAACUCUACCUCAUCUAAGCUAACUCAUAUAAAUAAUUCCAGGGUACCAAAGAAACUGAAAAAGCCUGCAAAGCCUUUACUUUCCAAGAUAAAGUUAAGAAAUCAUUGCAAACGGCUGGAGCAAAAGAGUGCUUCGAGAAAACUCGAGAUGGGAAGCUUAGUACUCAAAGAGCCCAAAGUAGUUCUGUAUAAAAACUUACCCAUUGAAAAAGAGAAGGAGCCCGAGGGGCCAGUUCAAGCCGCGGCAGCCAGCGGGUGCUUAACCAGGCACGCGGCGCGGGAGCACCGGGCGGGCUCCGGGCGAGGCCCGGCGCCGGCGGGCGGCGCGCCCUGCACCCACGCCACCCGGCGGUCGGCGCGGGCGAGGCUGGCUCCGCGGGGGCCGUGUGGCAGCCCGCGGGAGCCCGGCGCGUCCGACGGCCCUGCGAGCGGCUCGACGGGCGCCUGCCCGGCCAGCGGCGAGCGGCCGGCGCCCGCGGCGGCACAGAAGCGGGAAGCCAAGUGUCAGGGGCGCGACAGCAGCGCGUCGAGGAAGAAGUCGCGGCAAGGGAAGCCGGCGAACCCGUUGGCGAGGGCCGAGGAGCCCGCCGCCGGGCGCCACUGCCCGGGACAGGCCGGCGUGGCGCCCGAGGUGCUGGCGGCCCGCUGCGAGCCGGCCGAGCGCCGCGCCCCCGAGCCCGAGCCCGAGCCCGAGCCCGAGCCGGCGCCCGGCGGCCACGCGGACUGGGCUCCUGCGCCCGGCGGCUCGGCGGGCGCGUCCGAGGGCUUCCGGCCGAAGGGCGGCUUCCGAACUGCGAAAAGUAAAAAGAAGCGGCGGAUCACGAGGUAUGAUGCGCAGCUGAUCCUGGAGAAUAACUCCGGGAUUCCCAAACUGACUCUUCGUAGGCGCCACGACAGCAGCAGCAAGGCAAACGACCAGGGGAGCGAUGGCACGAGCGCUUCAAAAAUAAGCAUCAAGUUAAGUAAAGACCACGAAAACGACAACAAUCUGUAUGUAGCAAAGCUCAAUAAUGGCUUUAACUCAGGGCCGGGCAGCAGCUCCACGAAGCUGAAGAUCCAGCUGAAGCGGGACGAGGAGGGCCGGGGGCCGUGCGCCGAGGGGCUCCGCGAGAACGGGCUGUGCUGCAGCGACCCCCUCUCGCUGCUGGAGUCGCGCGUGGAAGUGGACGACUACAGCCAGUACGAGGAGGAGAGCACGGACGAGGCCUCGUCCUCGGAGGGCGCCGGGGAGGACGAGGACUACGAGGAGGACUUCGAGGACGACUUCAUUCCUCUUCCUCCAGCCAAGCGCCUGCGGCUGAUCGUCGGGAAGGACUCCAUAGACAUUGACAUUUCCUCCCGGAGAAGAGAAGACCAGUCCUUGAGGCUCAACGCGUGAGCUCUCGGGCUCCGUCCGGCCUGGGAAACCUCCUUCAAAGAAGUAAAAACAAAUUCCAGUCAGUUAUGCCCCACCCGAGACGUUCUAGCGGCCGCACCUCCCUUCUCUCUCCACUUAGCAGCGUCAUGCUGUAGAAAGUGUACAGCGCACUCUCCCCAAGUCUGAUUUGUGCACAUUUUUAUUGUACUUUUUAAAUAGCCUUCUUAACGUGCAAUUCUGAGUUAGAGGGAAAGCCCCGUUGUAAAAUAAAGGCUCAAGCAAAAUUGUACAGUGAUCGCAACUCUCCACACGGGACGUUGAAAACAAUAAUGUGGCUACGCAAUUUUCUUUUCCUUUUUCUUUCUUUCUCUCUUUCUUUCUUUUUUUUAAACCAAGAGCAUCAACUGGCUCUUUAAUAUAUGACUAAAAAAUAAUUUAAAACAAAUCAUAGUAGCAGCAUAUUAAGGUUUUCUAGUAUAUGCUAACAUCACCAGCAAUGAUCUUUGGCUUUUUGAUUCCUUUGCUAGAUGUCUCCCCCUCGGAGUCCUGUCGGUUUCACACUGUUUGCUGGCCCAGGUGUACUGUGUGUGGCCUUGCUUAAAAGAGCAAACCAUCGGUUGGGAGUCGAAUUGGUUUCUUUAAAAAAAAAAAAAAAAAGUACAAUUACACGCGUGACCGCUAACUUUCCAGUACAUUAUAUGUACGAGGGUAGCAGUGUGCAGGAUGAGUUCCAAUUCAGCGUAUUUAUUGCUUGUCAUGUAAAUUAAAGACCUUGUAUUUAACACUUUUCAAUCCUUUUAGAUAAAAUUGUUCUUUGCAAGAAUGAUUGGUGCUUAUUUUUUCAAAACUUUGCUGUGAACAAUGUGAUGACAACAAGCAACGUUUAUCUAAUGAACUACAGCUCUCUUAAUUUGGGUCUUCAAGGUUUCUGUUGCACUUGUAAAAUGCUACAAGGAAUAUUAAAAACUCUAUUCACUUUAACUUAUAAUAGUUUAUGAAAUAAAAACAUGAGUCACAGCUUUUGUUCUGUGGUAACCUAUAAAAAUGUUUGUCUUUGAAAUUCAAUGUAAAGAACUGAAAACAAUGUAUAUGUUGUAAAUAUUUGUGUGUUGUGAGAAAUUUUUGUCAUAAGAAAUUAAAAGAACUUACCAGGAAGGUUUUUAAGUUUAGAAAUAUUCAUGCCAAUAAAAUAGGAAAUUAUAAAAUAUAUAGAUUUAAGCACUGCAUCAGUGGGAGUUCUUGGCUUAUGUUAGUUUAUGUAUGAAAAUAUCAAAGAUUUUUUGACUAUAUUAUCAGUUAAGCGAAAAGAGGAGUCAGAUUUAAUUUGUUUUUUUUUUUAAGCACUUUGAGAAGAGAAAUUAAUUUUAAGUAACUUAAUGAGCAAAUUUUUGAUUACUACUUUAUGUUCAAUACCAACCUUUCAUUUCUCUGGAUUAUUUUACAAAUCAUUGGACAAAGAAUUUGGGAAUAUAAAGCUGUAGCAGGUGUUUGACGCCAGUGGGUCUCUCUUUCUGGGAAAUGUGUACAUGUACUUUCAGAUACACAGCGUUCCUGAGUAAAAUCGAUUUAGGGGAUUCGUGUAGUGUCUAUCGAAAAGUAGCCCAUGUCUUAAGAUAGUGAAAGGAAUCUGCCCGUGACGAAAAGUCCAGUGGAGAAAACCUCGAUGCUUACUGUUGUUCCCAGGUGAUUCCUGCCGGUUUCCAGGUUCUGGGGACACCCUUUAAAUUGAGUCCCAUGAAACGAUUGCCAGUAGGGGUUCCACGUAGAAAUUAAGAAUAUUCAUAAAAGUGUUGGCAACGUAGAGUUCUUGUUUCUCCUCACGUUCUUCAAGGAGUUACUUGUGUGGUCUUAAUGUCGCCUCAUUCCCGUCUGUCCCGUGCAGGUCAGCCCCUCGGGUAGUGGUGUGGCGGCCCCCCUCCCCCCGCUCCGCAGGUGGUUCUCCCCCUCGCGAAGCAGGACGGCCCCCCCGGGCUCUGUCCCGAGGCCCUCGGAGCGCAUUGCGGACCACGUCCAGUCCUCACGUUGUCCCUCGGAGGAGUGUGAGACUCGUGCCAUUAAGGAAGGUCGAGCAUAGACUCGGUGUCUGGAAAGUAGCAGAGAGCGGUGGGCCACCUCUUUUCACUCCCGGCCUAGCGUGGGGCGUGUCGAAGAGGUUCAGAGCCUCAAUCUCGAACCGUCUCCCGGAAUGCCAACAACAGCCAUUUCAGGAAUCUCCAUCUUAAGGAAAAAGUCACAAAAUCCCACAUUUCCCACGUUUCUCCAUUUUUAAGCUUAAUUUUAGUAACUUAUUUAUGUUUGUGUUAACUUGAUUGCGGCCUCGGCUUUUCGAGACUGACCUUCCCCGUGGGCCCUAGCAGCGGGGCCCGGGGGCGUCCCCGCCUUGGGAGUCGGGGUGCACAAGCGCUGGGCAGCCGCGGCUGCCGCCUUCCAGGGAAACCUGAUUUCCGUUUUUCCAGGUAGGGGCCUCGGAGCUGCUCGGGCUCCACCGUAGAACUUCACCGUGUGGAAUGGCGAGAGCCACACGCGGGUGACCACUUGGAAGAGGUUGCGUUCCAUACAACUUUGAGCUUGAGCUUAUGCAAUGAUUCGUAAAGAUUCUGGCAUUGUAAGAAUUAGGAAAUGAUCAUAAAAAUACAUGUAAAGUAUUCAAUUUUCAAUCAUUUUUCAAAUUACUGUUUUAAAUUGUUUUGCUGAGUUGUAAUACCUUUGAGAUACAAUGUAUUCCUUGUACUGAAAGAAUGAAAAAAAAAAAGGACUUUUUCAGCAUUUGAGGUAAGUUCUUUAACGUUUCAUUAAAAACAUUUUUUACAAAUAUUUUGUACAUGCACUUGGAGUAUUGAGGUUAAUCAUUUUAAUAAAUUCGGAAAUUAAAACAA
Messenger RNA from Mirounga angustirostris (Northern elephant seal), 6095 nucleotides. It is a transcript of the gene KMT5B, whose product is annotated as lysine methyltransferase 5B. The transcript has 12 exons. The coding region runs from base 496 to 3240 and encodes 914 amino acids. The record is from RefSeq and is a predicted model, not a curated record. NCBI's taxonomy places the organism in Eukaryota, Metazoa, Chordata, Mammalia, Carnivora, Phocidae. Gene Ontology annotation, cellular component: nucleus. Gene Ontology annotation, molecular function: histone H4K20 methyltransferase activity; protein binding.